AUGGCGGAACGUCGGAACGACUACCUUAGAGGGGCAGGUGGUAUAGCAGGGACAGCAGUAGAUGUAGCUUUAUUUCCUUUAGACACGCUUAAAACUAGAUUACAAUCUAAAUCAGGAUUUAAAGCUUCAGGAGGAUUUCGUGGAAUUUAUUCAGGGUUAACAAGUGCUGUAAUUGGUAGUUCUCCAGGAGCAUCGGCAUUUUUUGUUACAUAUGAGUAUAUGAAAAAAAAAUUAGGAAGUAUAUUUCCCGAUUCAAAAUAUUUACCAUUUAUUCAUAUGAUCGCUGCAUCAGGUGGAGAAGUUGCAUGUAUUGUAAGAGUUCCAACUGAAGUUGUUAAACAACGUAUGCAAGCAAAACAGUAUUCUACAACUUCAUCAGCGUUAAAAACUAUUUUUAAUCAAGAAGGUUUAAAUGGUUUUUAUCGUGGAUAUUUUAGUACUGUAAUUCGUGAGAUACCAUUCACUUGUUUUCAAUUUCCACUUUACGAAUAUUUAAAAAUUGUAGUAGCAAAAAAAACAGACCGAAAUUAUAUUGAACCAUGGGAAGCAGCAAUUUGUGGUAGUGUAGCUGGUGGUACAGCGGGCGCUGUUACUACUCCAUUGGAUGUUAUAAAGACGCGUAUUAUGUUAUCGGCUAAAGGUCAAACUAUACAUAAUUAUUCUGGUACAAUCAAUACAUUUAAUAGAAUUUUGCAUGAAGAAGGAGUUAAAGCUUUAUUUUCCGGUAUUGGGCCAAGAGUCAUUUGGAUUAGUAUAGGAGGAAGUAUUUUUUUAGGAGUUUAUGAGAAAGCAAAAAAAACUUUGUGUGAAUAUGACAUUUUAGCCUAA
Messenger RNA from Rhizophagus irregularis DAOM 181602=DAOM 197198, 828 nucleotides. NCBI's taxonomy places the organism in Eukaryota, Fungi, Glomeromycota, Glomeromycetes, Glomerales, Glomeraceae. The record is from RefSeq and is a predicted model, not a curated record.